AUGCGACCAAUAGGGGGAGGUGGCACCGGUGGUGAAGAAGAGAUGGGCUGGUCGGAGGACAGCGGAGAAGAUGACGGAGAAGGUUGGGGAGCAAGAGGCCCGGGUGGGGCAAAUUCGGGUGAAGCAGGAGGGAGCGAAUCUGGGCUGUGCGACAAGGGAGGUAAAGUGGUGCUGGGCGGUGCGGGAGGUGACGAGGGAGACAAGACUGGGCUAGACGACGUGGGAGGCGUCGCUGGCGAGGAAACUAGGCUGGGCAAUGCUGGAGGUGUUGUGGCCGCAGAUUGGAUGGAGGUUGAAGACGAUGCGAGCGUAUCAGCAAGAGGUAAAGACAUUGGUGGUAAGUCUGGGCCAGCUGAGAGAUGUGUUGGGCCAACUGGGAGAGUGUUGGAUGAAGGCCCAUCAGAGUGA
Prunus avium (sweet cherry) is the source of this 408-nucleotide messenger RNA. NCBI's taxonomy places the organism in Eukaryota, Viridiplantae, Streptophyta, Magnoliopsida, Rosales, Rosaceae. The record is from RefSeq and is a predicted model, not a curated record.